GCCUACCGACCUCUGUACUACUGCUUUGUUCCGCUUCUCUCUUGAGGACGCUGUACUACUGCAUUGCUUUGGAUCUGCGAAACACUCGGCUUGUGAUAUCCGGCGCUGUACUUUUAGUGGCGACAUCUGGAACUUGGCGGACAUCAGGAUUCAGGAAUGAGCAACGCCCACCCUACGAUCACCAUCGACCUUGUCCUCGACCGCCUGCAAGCGAAGGAGGUCCUGCGCGCGGUCCUGCACUCCAUCCUGUUCCACCGCCUCUUCGGGACAGUCAAGCCGCGCACGUUUGAGGUCCUAGACGUCACUAUGCCAGGAGUGGACGACCAAGAGAUCACACAUCUGGUGGACGACAAGGUCGACGCGUUCUGGCGCGGGGUCGAGGGCGAUGCGAACAAGCGGGGCCAGAUUGUGGUGACGCUCUCGGAGAAGCGGCCGCAGAAGUCGUGGUUCCUCAGCAGAGAGGAAGAAAUCCCUUGGGAGCAGUGGAUCAUCAACGCCGAGAUACGCCAGCCUUCGGACAGAGAGCGACAGAAGUUUAACGCAGAGUUGGCGGGGACGCUUACGAAGAGCCUGCAGACGAUGCUGGUGCACUCAUCGUCCGAGAAGGGGCGCUCGGCGGUGCCCCUGAUCACGAACGCGUCCAGUAUCUCCCCUUUCCCGAUCAAGAUGGCUGUCAAAGUUGGGGGCGUAGAAGUGGCCUGAAGCUGAAGGUAGCGGCCAGCCGGGGCCUGUCGGGAUGGGUACGGGUGGGUGUGCUGCUACGGAAUAUGGCCGAAGGAGAAAUUCAUUAGACUCGGGCUACACAGGAUGCGGUGCCGGCCCAAGAGAUUGUACAACUAGGCAAUUUGACUGCAGCGUCCGUCA
Messenger RNA from Trametes versicolor FP-101664 SS1, 864 nucleotides. RefSeq names its product DUF1649-domain-containing protein. The transcript is spliced from 8 exons. NCBI's taxonomy places the organism in Eukaryota, Fungi, Basidiomycota, Agaricomycetes, Polyporales, Polyporaceae. The record is from RefSeq and is a predicted model, not a curated record. Gene Ontology annotation, cellular component: phagophore assembly site. Gene Ontology annotation, biological process: autophagy; autophagosome assembly. Bases 157 to 702 code for a protein of 181 amino acids.